This is a messenger RNA of Elgaria multicarinata webbii, 3219 nucleotides long. RefSeq names its product BTB/POZ domain-containing protein KCTD5-like. Lineage: Eukaryota; Metazoa; Chordata; Lepidosauria; Squamata; Anguidae. Gene Ontology annotation, biological process: proteasome-mediated ubiquitin-dependent protein catabolic process; protein homooligomerization. Gene Ontology annotation, molecular function: cullin family protein binding. The record is from RefSeq and is a predicted model, not a curated record. The transcript is spliced from 7 exons. The coding region runs from base 1 to 768 and encodes 255 amino acids. Gene Ontology annotation, cellular component: cytoplasm; Cul3-RING ubiquitin ligase complex.
AUGGCGGCAGAGAGCUCCAGUGAGCUGCCGGUGGUACCGCCGGUCGGGGCCGGGCUAAGCGGGCCUCUCGCCGCCACUUGCCGCCGCUGCAGCAGCAGCAGCAGCAACUCCAGCUCGUCUUCGUCGUGGUGCGUGGGGACAGUGCUAGCCCGUCCGGCCCCGGGCGGCGUCCCCGGGAAAUGGGUCCGGCUCAACGUGGGCGGCACCUGCUUCCUCACCACCCGGCAGACGCUCUGCAGGGACCCCAAAAGCUUCCUUUUCCGCCUCUGCCAAGCCGACCCGGACCUCGACUCCGACAAGGAUGAAACAGGUGCCUACUUAAUAGACAGAGAUCCAACCUACUUUGGACCAAUAUUGAACUAUCUCCGGCAUGGGAAACUGGUUAUCAAUAAAGACCUUGCAGAGGAAGGUGUGCUUGAAGAAGCUGAAUUCUACAACAUCAUAUCCUUAAUAAAACUUGUGAAGGACAAAAUAAGGGAAAGAGACAGCAAAAUCUCACAGGUGCCAGUCAAGCAUGUUUACAGAGUGCUGCAAUGCCAGGAAGAGGAGCUGACCCAGAUGGUUUCCACCAUGUCCGAUGGCUGGAAAUUUGAACAGCUAGUCAGCAUUGGAUCCUCCUAUAACUAUGGGAAUGAAGACCAGGCUGAAUUUCUGUGUGUCGUCUCCAAGGAGCUGCACAACACCUCUUACGGAACAGCCAGUGAGCCAAGUGAGAAGGCGAAGAGUGAAGACGAGGAGACGGAUUACGAUAUGAAUGACUCAGAUUAAGUGUGUAUGCAAUGAUCUUGCAAGAGCGAGGUUCAAGGAUGUAACUGUGCCCCAGUAUUGAAUGCUGAAGAGCUUUCUUCUUAAUUGCCACAUGAAGAGGCUUGGCACCAAGAAGUUCAGAGAAUUUAUGUUGAUCUAGAUUUUGAACUCUUUAAAGUGGUGCAGCUGGAGCAAGAUGCUUGCAGAUGUGUGCCUGUUCCUACUGUGAGAGGGGUUGUGCUGAUCUUAAUCCUAUGGAAAGAAUCGACGUCUGUAUGCUUUCCCACCCAAGAAAUGUAGCACUCUGUCCAGAGCGUUCUAUAUGAAGCUUUGCUGAUUGCUGGGAAGUGAUUUGGGUUUUAAUCAUUGCAGACAGUUCAAGGACAACAUAUUUGGUGCUACGUAUAAAUGGCAGUCCAUAUAUGGGCCUACACCAUUGGGCAGCCCAGUUGACUGCUGCUCCUUGGGGCCCUAAUGUAAGAAUAUGAUAGGAAACGAGAGGCACUGGCCCAGGCUCAAGAAAGGAUGUGCAUCUCUUUCCUUGCUUCCCUCAAUACCCAAAGGAAUUCCUACUCUAGAAGAAGUUUUUUCUUUUCUUGCCUGUAUCUCUGGGGAUGGCCUUUUUCUCCCUAUUAUGAAGUUAAUCUUCAGUUUGAGCUACAAUUUAGGAUUGAAGAUCCAAUUUUUAAAAAUGGGGCAGCAUCUUGCCUUUCAAAUACCCAACCCAAAGUUGCAUUGUUUUUAGAAAUGUCUGCAAGUAUUGAUGCCCUUGUGAAAUGUGGGAGCUGAAGAUAGGCCUGGGCUUAAAUCUUAAUGGGUGCUCAAUCCUGAUGGUUGGGAAUGAGGGCCUGUGUGCCCUAAGCUUAAGAGCUUGUGCAACUGAAAGCAGGAAUUCUUGUGAUUCUUUAACAGAUGUUUACAGUCAUUUCUACAUUCUCUUAUCUAUGCAGUUCCUCUGAUGUUUUGGCAUGUACUGUCAAAAACACUUGUGGUUUCAUUAAGAGGCUUGUGGUAAAUGUGAAGAAACACAACUGGAGUUUUUUAGUGCACUGUGUUUAAAUGAAACCAUGAGCAUGUUUCUUGAAAUAGGUUUAAAGAAGUAUAUAUUUCAAGUUUCUGCUUCAUAGAGAGCAACCAAUGCUUGUCUGAGGCUUUCUAACACUCUACCCAUAUUUUACACUGUUUCAUUCAACAAAUGUUGUGUGUAUACACCGCUUUCUUUACCAUUCAGGUGUGCAGCAUCCUCACUGUCUUGAGCAUAUCUUGCCUGCCUGCAUUAUUGAUUUUGAAAAACCAUUUCUGCCCAGAUCAGCAAGUGGGUGCCUCUCCCACCCACUGUCUUGUAAAUUGUCAUUUAGGCUGGUCUGCACAGAAGGUUAUGAGGCCCUUCUCAAUACUGAGUAGUCUUUGUCUUUUUUUAAGAUGUUAGAACUGAACUGAAUUUUCUAAAAUGUAAUAUUCUGGAAGGUGAACUAUUUCUACUUUUAUACUUUUUAAGGCAUACAUGUUUGAUUACUUUCAGGCCAAUGCCACCAUUUUCCCUGAGAGAUAAUAUUUUAUCUUAUGCCUAUAGAGAGAAAUAUAACACUGUGUGCGUAGAUAGGUGCCUGUUGCAAGGAUUGCCAUUGAAUUCCUUCAGGUUCCACUGUUCUGUUAAGCAUUCUGGAGAGGGAAUGGAGUGUUUGAAAAAAUUCCACACCAAAACAUCCUGUCCAGAACCUUCCUUUAAGCACAUUCGUGUGAGUAGCAAGGAAUCUGAUUGUUAGAAAUGGGACAGGAGCAAAGUCCACUGUGUGAAAGAAGGGGACAAGGGAACAGCUUUUGUGACCACUAAAGUUUAUCUUCAACGCGUUUGCUGCUUUGGGUUGGGAUGACUUUCACUUUGCUGCCAUAAUCCCCUUCCUGUAGCUCAUGUGUGUGUGUGUUUGAGGUUGGAGAUUUUAAUCCAGCACCUAUUCACCUCUGGUGUCAGGAGACAUUUUGGAAGAGGCUGUAGCUCUUGAGGUGGUCUUAUUAUAUGGGGUUUUUAGCUGCAGGCAAGAUUUUCCCUUUGCAUUGAUUUGGUUUGGCUUCUUAUUGAAUUUGUAAAAAGUCUAGCAUGUUAAACAAUGAGACCUGUCUUUGAAUUUAUACCAUGAAAUUUCAGUUGUAAUCUAGGAUUUAAGUUUGGAGGUGUGAAAUGCUUUGUUAUAUUCUCCAUAACUGGAACAUGGUCUGUGGCAUGUAGCGUAGCAUCUUGAGAAUGUCAGUUUUCAUUGUUUUAAAAAGCAAGUUUCCGGUUCUCAGAGUUGGUCAAUAUGGGCAGUGUUUGAUGAAAGAUACCCCCUUCCAACCCUGCUGUUUCUUGUCACCUCCAUGCCUUUCAUUCGCUCUGUUUCCCUUUGUAAUUCACUCAUUGCCAGCAAGGUCCCAAAACUGGAAGAAGAGUAAUAAAUAAAUAAAUAAAUAAAUAAAUAUGGAAAACUGUGCAAA